Linnemannia hyalina is the source of this 1635-nucleotide messenger RNA. The record is from the annotation of a GenBank genome assembly. Lineage: Eukaryota; Fungi; Mortierellomycota; Mortierellomycetes; Mortierellales; Mortierellaceae.
AUGGCUGCUCUCAAUCGCCCCUCAGGCAACAACUACAACAACAACAACAACAACAACAACAACCAGAGCAGGAGCAACAACAACUCUUCUUUUCCUUCUUCCUCUCCCCCCAACAUCCCUUCCCGCUUCUCUUCUUACCAACCUCCAGCACUUCGCACCGACAUAAACCCUUUCGGAGGACAGCAACCCCUUUCACCCACUCAACCACUCUCACCAACACAACCCCUAUCGCCCUCCUACCCUUAUCCUCACCAGCAACAGCAACAGCAGUUCCAGCCUCAAGGGCAGUAUCAGCCUCGAUCUCAAUAUCAGCCCCAGUCGCAGUACCAGCCUCAAUCGCAGUACCGCCAACCCCCACCACAGCAACAACAACAACAACAACAGAACUCUCAGUUCCAUCGUUCCCAGAGUCCACCCGCUGCAUACAAUCGUGCCCAGAGUCCACCCGCUGCUUACAACCGUGCCAUAAGUCCACCUGCUGCUUACAACCGUGCCAUAAGUCCACCCGCUGCUUACAACCGUGCCAUAAGCCCACCUCGCCAGCAGCAACAGCAGCAGUUGUUCAACCAUCGUUCCCAGAGUCCACCUCGCGCCGACUUCAGGAAUAACAACAACAACAACGCGGCUCCAGUUCAACCACCAAGUUUAGCGUCCGCCUUCAGCACUAACAACAACAACAACAGAUCCUACCCACCAGUCCCGGGCCCUCCUUCCCCACCCACCCACCAACAGUACCAGCCAAACUACCAAGCCGCUUCAGCGCAAUCACCGUUCACCAAGUUGGCAGGCCCUGUACCAUCCCCUAACCACCCUCUGGCCGUUGAGGAGCUUCAUUUGAACCCACCCCAGCGUAGCUUUGUAGCGGUCGAAGGCCCCGAUCGUCCCCUCUCUGUCGCCUCCUUCUCCAACCUUUCGACCCACUCCAACGAGCCCCUCAACCCUCCCAGACACCAACAAUCCCAACUCGAGGAUCGAUCUCGAUCGCGCACAAAGAAGCAGCUCCCGACAAAGAAGAUGACUUACCGUGGAAACAAUAAUGCGACUGAGUCUGGACCUCGGCCCAUGACUCCACAGCUCUGGCACCCCGAUAAUGAUAACAACCAUCGCCGUUCGACUGACUCGGAUUCGGGGCUGGACGAAAUCGAUGACGAUGACCGUCGCCGAAACAAGGAGGCUGCGGAAGGGGAUGACGAUCAACCCAAGCUGAAGAAGAAGCGCAAGAACCUCGCUGCGCGCAUCCGAUCCUGGCGCAAGCCCGAUCCAGUCUUUAAGGUCAAGGGUACCGGUCGUCUGGCCCAGUUCUCGAACGAGCGUCUUUACCUGCACUGGAUCCGGUUCGGUAUCCUCCAGGGUGGUAUUGCAGUCAUGUUGUUGAACUUUGGUAACGAACUUGCGGGGACAAUUGGAGUCCUCACGCUGGUCUUGGCCCUGUUAACGCUGCUGUAUGGAACAACGUUGUACCAUUUGCGUCACAUUUACAUGGUCACCAAGCGCAAGGAUGUCGUUUAUUUCACAAGGAAGGUUCCUACCCUGCUCACCAUUGGUCUUUUCUCCGUCUAUCUUGCCAACUUUAUCCUGACGCUAACGAUCGGAGAUGACAUGGAACGCAAGAACCCAUAUUCCAGCUCCAAUUAA